AUGGCGGCCGACGUUAACGCAGACAGCAGAAACAGCUUAGAAAAACAGCUGAUUGAAGCUGUAGAAAUCACUCUUAAUCCUGAUGUAGAUCAUCAACUCAGAUAUAAGGCAUUUGAGUAUAUUGAGACGUUCAAGCGAGAUUCCGUUCUUUGCGCAGACGUUGGUAUUAGUUUAUUUAAUAAAGAUAACACCCCAAUUGUGCGACAUCUUGGACUUCAGUUGAUUGAGCACGUCAUCAAGUUUCGAUGGAAUUCAAUGGAAAGUUUGCAGCAAGAAGGGCUCAAGUGCACAUGCUUGGAGCUCAUUGCACAUGGGACAAAGCCACUGUUAGAAGAACCAUUGCAUCACCAGCGCAUUGCUGAACAGACUCUUCUAACACUUAGUGGAUAUCUUGACUGGGUAAAAGUCAACAUCCUUUUUAUGCAAGAUUGUAUCAUACCACAAAUGUUAUGUCUUCUACUCAAUCAAGAAGAGCUGCGCAUUCCUGCUUGUGAGUGUCUGUUGGUGUUUGUAAGCAGAAAGGGAAAAUUUGAACAAUAUCAAGAAUAUGUGCGCUUGUUUAGUGAAGAUGGUUUACAGUUUAUGAAAACAGCUGCCAGCAAGGCUUGUGAAGCUGAAUAUGAUGAGCAGCAAUAUCUAUUUAUUAAGAGAUUAUGUCAAGUUCUCACAACUUUAGGUUCUGUACAACUUAUGCAAUUGUGGAAUAAAGAAAGACCUGAUUCUAAGCCAGAGACAUUUAAACUGUAUCUUGAUACCAUUGUUAUCUUCAGUAGGUCCAACAGUUUGGCACUAUCUCACCUUACCAAUAAUCUAUUAUUAGCCAUAUUGAGGAAUGACAUUAUGGUUGUUGAUCAAGAUGUAAAAGCUAUCAUGCCUUUACUAUUGCAGUUGGCAAAAACCAAGAUAUUAAGGGUUGGUGAUCCUGAAUCCAAUGAUAGUAAUACCAGUGAAUUUAAUCGAGAGGAUUUUAAUAAUAGCAAAGAAUUUGACUCUGUGUUUACUCAAGUAAGGUCACAGGUCAUGGAUAUUGUCAGAAUUAUAGCACAGCAAUUCCCUSUUGAAACAUUYUUUGAAGCAGCUGAUUGGCUGCUGCAAAAUGUCGAAAAGACACAAGCACGAAAACAGUCAGAACAGCUGACAUCACUUCAGGUCCAAUGGGAUGGUCUUUGCUGCUAUAUGACUGCUGUAAUGUACAAGAUUUUUACAGUUCAAAACAUCAAGGAAUUACUAAACAAAAAGUUGCCUAUCAAAGGGAAUUCAAUGACAAUGCUUGAGCUAGCUAAAAGAUGUAUUCAAUCUUUAAUCAUUGCUGAUAUUACUACAACGUUUAAUGAUGCUACUAUACUUACAAAUGUUGCAGAUACUCUUCAAUCAUUGCUAAGUUUUCUGACUCAUGCUCAAGACCUUAUCCUCGAUGUACUCAAAAAGAUAUUUUCUCUUGUAACAUACAAUACAACAGGAAAACCAGAGGCUCCUUGGACAGUUGAUGUUCUUCAUACUCGUAGAAGAGCUUGUUCAGCAUURCUAAAAAUGUGCUCUGAAUAUGGCAACCUUCUUGUGCCAUUAUUUGAUGAGCUCAAGCAGUAUGUCAUGUCACUUUUUAAUGGUGAGCUGGUUACAAUUCAAGACAGAACAACAUUGACUGAAGCACUAGUAAUAGCAAGCAAUUUUGUUGGUAAUAAACAGCAAAAUGAUUUUAUUGGAAGUCUGCUUAGUCCCCACAAGGAAUUACUCAUAGAUAACAGGGAGUCCAUCUCUGUUGAAUGGUUAAUAAUGUUUCUKCAAAUGAACAAAUCUCCUGCAGACUAUGUUAUGCUUGGUGAUGCUGCUCAAAGAAGAUCUAAGCUGAUGCUUGCAAUAACCACUCUUCUUGCUGUUGUGAGGAGAUGCAGUCRAUUGAAAGAGAMAAACCGCAGUGACCGGAGCUCAAUUGGGUUGAUGCCUGAUGGUGCUUCAGCUCAUGUUAUUCCACAUAUCCUGCCAUAUUUACCUAGCUUAUUGACAGUUACCCAGGCUGUCAAUAAUCUUUAUGGUCCAAYUGGUCAAGCACUAAUKCAUCCAGACUAUCUUGUUUGUCUGGGGAUGCAUGACUCAGAAAAGGCUGCUAUAUUUGCCAUGCAGAAUUCAGAUGAUCAAAGUGSAGCAAAUGUUGAUUCUGUAGCAAAAACAAGACGUUACAUUUAUCACUUGACAGAAUCAUGUUACAGUACCAUUGGUCUGAUGGGUAAUGCAGUUGGAUCAGAACUGUACAGUCAGCCAGGACUUGCUUGGUUUAUCAAUGAACAUGUCAUUAGCACACUACAUCAUCUACCAAAUUACAGACUCAGAAUUGUUAUUCGUCAUUUCAUUAAACCAYUUGUUGUCAACUGUCCUCCGGAAUUUUAUGAAGCCACACUGGUUCCUGUCCURGCCAAGUUCUUUACAUUCAUGCUUCAGCAUUUAGAAGAUGAAUGGCAAAGUGUCAAAUCCCAUCAAACUGAGAGUACUGGACAGCAGUUUAAAGACCAACAAGAUACCUACUCUAAGGAAGUCAUUGAAGAUCAGUUUGUUCAUCUUGUUACUAAAGACUACAUGGAUGUCUUUUAUCUUGCUUGUACAUUCAAAAGCAAAAAGUUAAGUCAGGUGGAAGAGGAGACAAUGAAAAGUGAAUCUGAUCAGAACAUGGAUUCUGCCAAGAAAAAGGAAGAAUCARUGGAGGCAUCUCUAGGACCCCUGGGAGAAAUCCUUAUGAAAUCUCCAAAUGUUAACAUGCAACUAGUGACAACUGUGUUUUCAACUAUGACAUGGCUGGACUCAUUUGCCUGUACCAAAGCAUCAAAACUUAGUGUACCAUUUAUCAAAAAGGCAUUAGCAAUGGCUCAAUCCAUGGGUUCAUCUAUUGCUACAAAUAUCAUAGAAGCUCUCUAUUCACAGAUAUUGAUUGGAUUUCAAGUCCAUGGCGAAGCAGGUCAAAUUGUGCUACUUAGAGUUGGACAUGUGCUGUAUGAAUUGCUGAGAAAGGAAUAUCCUUCAUUGAGAGAAAUUCUAAUUCAAAGAACAGGCUGUUCAACGUCUGAUUUAGAGAAACCACUAGGAGAACUAUUCAAAGAUGAAAUCAAAAUAAAGGACCUUCCAGCUAUUAAAUUUCCAAAGAGACAGAGAGAGACAGUGGACAAUGAGGAGAGUUUGGGUCUGGCWGAGCUGUUCGAUCCCAAGAACUCUACAGAACUUAUAUGA
This is a messenger RNA of Exaiptasia diaphana, 3216 nucleotides long. RefSeq names its product exportin-5. Lineage: Eukaryota; Metazoa; Cnidaria; Anthozoa; Actiniaria; Aiptasiidae. Gene Ontology annotation, biological process: protein export from nucleus; RNA export from nucleus. Gene Ontology annotation, cellular component: cytoplasm; RNA nuclear export complex; nucleus. The transcript is spliced from 34 exons. The coding region runs from base 1 to 3216 and encodes 1071 amino acids. Gene Ontology annotation, molecular function: nuclear export signal receptor activity; RNA binding. The record is from RefSeq and is a predicted model, not a curated record.